Molecule: messenger RNA, 4892 nt
Organism: Pleuronectes platessa (European plaice)
Lineage: Eukaryota; Metazoa; Chordata; Actinopteri; Pleuronectiformes; Pleuronectidae
Gene: mapk1
Product: mitogen-activated protein kinase 1
Exons: 9
Coding region: 16-1125 (369 amino acids)
Biological process (GO): intracellular signal transduction; protein phosphorylation
Cellular component (GO): cytoplasm; nucleus
Molecular function (GO): ATP binding; MAP kinase activity
Source: RefSeq, a predicted model, not a curated record
GACCCAGUGCUCAUCAUGGCGACCGCUGCGGUGUCCGCCCCCGCCGGAUCCGGCCCCAGCGCCGGCUCGGCGGCCGAGCUCGUCCGCGGCCAGGCCUUCGACGUCGGGCCUCGGUACCACAACCUCUCGUACAUCGGGGAGGGAGCCUACGGGAUGGUGUGCGCCGCCCACGACCGGGAGAACAAGGUGCGCGUGGCCAUCAAGAAGAUCAGCCCCUUCGAGCACCAGACCUACUGCCAGCGCACUCUGAGGGAAAUCAAGAUCCUGCUGCGCUUCAAGCACGAGAACAUCAUCGGGAUCAACGACAUCAUCCGCACGCCGACCAUCGACCUGAUGAAGGACGUAUACAUCGUCCAGGACCUCAUGGAGACCGACCUGUACAAGCUCCUGAAGACUCAGCACCUGAGCAACGACCACAUCUGCUACUUCCUCUACCAGAUCCUCCGUGGGCUGAAGUACAUCCACUCUGCCAACGUGCUGCACCGCGACCUGAAGCCCUCCAACCUCCUGCUCAACACCACCUGUGACCUCAAGAUCUGUGAUUUUGGUUUGGCUCGUGUGGCCGAUCCCGACCACGACCACACCGGGUUCCUCACAGAGUACGUGGCCACCCGCUGGUACCGAGCACCGGAGAUCAUGCUCAACUCCAAGGGCUACACCAAGUCCAUAGACAUCUGGUCAGUGGGCUGCAUCCUGGCUGAGAUGUUGUCCAACAGGCCGAUCUUUCCUGGGAAACACUACUUGGAUCAGCUCAACCACAUUCUGGGGAUCCUGGGUUCUCCCUCUCAGGAGGAUCUCAACUGCAUCAUCAACAUCAAGGCCAGGAACUACCUGCUGUCGCUGCCCCUGCGCUGCAAAGUGCCGUGGAACCGCCUCUUCCCCAACGCCGACCCCAAAGCUCUGGACCUGCUGGACAAGAUGUUGACCUUUAACCCUCACAAGAGGAUCGAGGUGGAGGAGGCCCUGGCUCAUCCUUACCUGGAGCAAUACUACGACCCCACAGACGAGCCCGUCGCUGAGGCUCCGUUCAAGUUUGACAUGGAGCUGGAUGAUCUACCAAAGGAGACGCUGAAGGAGCUCAUCUUUGAAGAGACGGCACGUUUCCAGCAAGCCUUCAGGUCCUAACAUCUCACACAGAUCUGUGUGGACGGGCCACUGCUCCUCCCUGCUCCUCCCUGCUCCUCCCUGCCUCCACACUGUUGCUGUGAUAUAAAUAUCUAUUCUCUUUUCUUUCUCCUGCUUUUCCACAUCACCUGGAUUCCCUGGGUCUCACUCGUCAAGUCCACUUUACUCAGGAAUGGCGUCAGGAAUCAAUCAAUCAAUCAAUCAUCACGUCUCUUUCCCCCGGAGGUGAAGGGUGAGGGCAGCAGUGAGGGAGGCUGGGGGAGGGGGGGGCAGAUCACAGCUUACAGUUUUGGGGGGGGGGGAUUUUUGUGAUUUAAGCCAAGAUAAACAAUUUGUGUGUGUUUGUGUCUCAAAGGCGUUUGGCUCUGGCUUUUCUUAUUCACGACCUUUUCAUGUCCAGCGGUAGACGAGCUUCUCUCUGUGUCGCUGUGAUGGCUCCGCCCACAUCGCACAAAACCACGGUUUAUUACGUAGAAAGAUUCAUCGUUAAAAUCAAAGGGUCUUUUUGAAUUUCUCACCUUUGACGCACUGUUACAAGCGAGGCGCUCUCUCUCUCUCUCUCUCUCUCGCCCGCUUUGGCUCUUUUGACAAAACGAAAAACACAAAUGAAAUCAACUGAUUUAUGCAAUGAAGUCACGGGAUCAUCCUCUGGGGGCCAUGAGCCAUCGCAGAACCCUCUCACCGAGGCCCUAAUGCAAAUACAUACAUAUAAAUAUGAAUAUAUAAAUAGAUAUAUACAGCCUAAAGAGUCUUAAGAUAUUUUAAUGGCAGGUGGGACGACAGAAGGUGAAUCAGAUGAAUUUAUAACCUUUUUCUUUUUAUCAAAAAACAUUUAGAAAAAACGCCCGUUUUUAUUUCUCAUCAGCUUCAGUGAGUCGUCAAAAAAAAAAAAAUCACAUCUCAUGAAGCGCCGAAAAGUUUCACCUUCGAUUUCUGCCUUAGCCACGAGAACCUGAAGGAAACGUGAAGAUGGAUCCACACGCGUGUUGUGAGGAGAAUGUUUUUCAUAUUUGGGGGAGUCACCGCGUCGGGGGGGAAUUCAGUGUCGCUCUUUUCCUCCUGUCCCGUGUUUUAGUUUUUUCUUCGGCCUGUGUCUUUCUCUCUCGCCUUGUCAGAAAACAACUGUGCCCUUUGCAUGACUGUUAAAAAGCUCUGUAUACAAAGACCACGAUGUUAAGUGCCACACGAGCCGGGCAGAGCCGCCGGGGGGGGGGGGGGGGGGCCGGCUCUGACCUUCGACCCCCUGUGGUUAAUCACCCCUCCCGACCACACGGUGCUUUGUCUGCUCUCCUUCUCCAGCGUCCUCGUCUCUUUAGUUCUCACCUCCAUCGAUGCUCAUUCCCACAGUUUCCAGUCUCCUCGUGACGCAGAGACAUCGACGCUGUUGUGGUCGCUAAUAGGAGAAUAACCAUAUAUCGGUAUUUAUACCAAGUUCAACACAAACCUGUUGUUUCCUGAAGCUGAGAACCGGGAUCCAGACGUGACGCUGUCAGAAGAAUCCUCACAUGAAGCUGAUCGUGUCCUUUGAGACUUUUCUCUUUUGCUGUAAUUGCACAGUUCCACUCAGACGACAGUAGAGGGCAGCGUCAGCAGGCGACUGCGCCUUCACUCCAAUAGAAGAAGAGAAGCAGCUGCUGAUUGAAGACUGUUGAGUUAGGUUUCGUUUCAAGUGAAAGAAGUUAAGACCUCAUGGAUCAUAUUUGUGGAUUUGAGUGGUUCUGUCUUUUUAUCUUCAGGAGCCUCAGACGUCCUCAGUGUCCUGGUGAAUCCAGACUCUGGUCAGAUUCAUGUCCCUGAAGAUCAAAUCAAAGCAGAACCACAUUCUCCCGGGAGAUGAAAGUCAGAAUCUACCUGAACCGUCUCUGUCGGCACUUAAAGAAAGAAAUUAGAGAUUUAAACCUAAAAGGAGACGAUGUCAGAACUUCUUCUUCUUCUUCUUCUUCUUCUCAAAGACGAGUAACAUUAUGUUUCAGGCUCGAGCUCAAACUCACGAUUUCUAUCAGAAGAUUCUUAUUCUGCAUUUACUCACACGUCAGAGGCAAGUUUGAGUUUUACAGACACUUCUGGUCAAAGUAAAUCACAGUGGACAGAGUGAAAAAUCAAACAUGAGGAGUCAGUGACGAGUUGAACCACUGGAGGGCGACAGAAACCACAUUUACAGACAAUGUGGAGAUUUUCAGAUUCAGCUGAGACGACAAAUUUGUGUGUUGUAAUUGAUAAAAUAAUCAAAGCAAGUUUUCUGGGAAUAAAUUUGUAAUUUGCUGCUAAUGUAGAUAAAUUUCCAUCAUCGUGCAACCUGUCGAUUUAUAUAAUUAUGGUUUGGUCCAAAGGAAAUCCUGGAUGACUUCAGAUAAAUGACGGUUUGAAAGUCCAGGCUAGUUUGAAAUGAUGUCAGUGUUUAACAUUGUGUCUUGAUGAAUGAAUCCAAUGAUAAAAAUAUUAAUGUUUUUCAGUUUCAUCAGGAUCCAUCAAUGAUUUUCAGAAAAUUUGUGAAAUGUAAAAAAGAAACAAAACGAUGUCUCACAAUGUGAAAACACAACACAACUCUGGAUCCACAGUGAAGUUUGACAGGUUCUGAUAUGAAUCAAGUUUUACUGGGAAAGAACCUAAAACCAUUGUUCUCAGUUUCCUCUUUGCUUAAGAAUAAAAAAAAAAAAACGUUUUUUUUUCUGUCCACUGAGAUUUAUUAAAAACGACGUUAUGACCAAAACUGAUUUCAGUAAGGACAGUUUUUUGCACUCCCACGUUUCCCCUGCAGAGACGUGAGGUAGAGACGCGUCUGUCACACACUUACUAAAUGCACUUGCUUCUGCAGCAGCAGCAGUGGGACGGGACUGGGAUGGGACUGGUAAUCCGAGGUGCCUGCUGGGACUCGCCUGUAGAUAGUCUUUUUGUUUUUCUUUUUGGGGGUGGGGGGGGGGGGGACUGGAAAAACCUUCCUGAUAUUAGUUGUAUUAAAAAAAAAAAGAAGCUUCUGCUGAGUUCUUUGUGCGUCUGUUUGUGCCUUUUUUGAUAGUCUUGAUAUCCAAGAUUUGACGUGCAGCUUCUGUUUAGUCGGGAUCCGUUGUACUCGCAGUAUACGCUCUUAAAAAUGAACACAAUCAAGUCUGGGUUGGGGGGGGGGGGGGGGGGGGGAUCCUUAUCUUUCAGCUCUGUACAUUUUAAAGAGAAUCCUUUGCCACAGCUGUGUGAUUUGUGACUGUAUUGAAAAGAUGAAAAGCAAACAUUUAUAUUUUUUGCAUUACCCUUUCUUCUUUUUUUUUUUUUUGUUGGUUCUUUUCUUUGAUUGUUUUUGUGCAGAUAUUUUUAUGGUAAGAUGAAUGUUAUGUUUCUAUCGGACACUAAUCUCGUCGUCUCCAGUGGAACUUCUUCACUCUGUAUGUUUUUGAUCAGUAUAAAACCUUUAAUUGUGUAGUUUAACUUUUUCUCAAAGCAAAAGUAAAGACCUGGAGCUCCUCGGCUGUGUUUCGAUCUGCCACAGGAAUAGUUUCAAUCGAUCGGUUUCAUUUUAUCGUUUGAAGGAUUUUGACUUGAACAAAGCGUUUUCUGGGCUGUUAUUAAAAACCAACGGCCACUUUGAAAAGAUCUUUUCUCUUUGCAACUCUGCCCAGACAUUCGAAUCGACAUUAAAAACACUGAACCAAGUCUGUGACGUGUGUUUUUGAGCCACAAUCCAGAUUCUCACGUGUGGAGGAAAUGAUCAAUGUUUAAUGUUGUUUAAUGACACGAGUGGAAAUUCUUAAUAAAACUGGUUUAUUACUCCAAAA